Impatiens glandulifera is the source of this 1177-nucleotide messenger RNA. Its product is annotated as cell division cycle-associated protein 7-like. The record is from RefSeq and is a predicted model, not a curated record. Gene Ontology annotation, biological process: regulation of DNA-templated transcription. The transcript has 5 exons. Bases 171 to 926 code for a protein of 251 amino acids. Gene Ontology annotation, cellular component: nucleus. Lineage: Eukaryota; Viridiplantae; Streptophyta; Magnoliopsida; Ericales; Balsaminaceae.
UAACCACCGCCGGAGAUCAAGAACAAUGGUCAGUUAUGAAGACAUCAGAAAUGCUCGAAUUCUCGAGAAUAAGGUCCAUUUCUAUCUCUUUAUUCUCUUCUUUAUAAUCUCUCUUAUUCGAUUUUAAUCGGAACUAAUUGUGCCUAUGGCAUGAUGAAGAACAGGCUAGAAUGUCUUCUUUAGGAUUGCAAAAGAAAAUAGAAAAUCUCCGAUCCAUUACUUCAACAUCUCCUAAAACCCAAAAGACUCCGAUCCCGAGAAAUCCUAAAUCCAUCUAUCUCACUCCUACUCGCCGAUCCCCCCGGUUGAAUCAAUCGUUUUCAAAAUCAGAACCCAUUCUCAGCCGUAGAUCUAGUAGAUUAAGAGGCAAAACAGGGGAAAGUUCAAUCGAAAGCUCACAGUUAAAGAAGAAGAAAGAAGAGAAACAAAGAGGAAAACCUAAAGAAGAAGGAGAGGUGAAACCAGUGCUUUCGCCGGAGCAGUCAGCCAGGAGAUGUGUGAGGAAAGGAAGGGGAGUUGUUUAUUCUAUGUUUGGGAUUUGCUGUCAUUUCUGUAGGCAAAAGACAUUAUGCAGUGAAGAUGAUUGCAAGAGAUGUGGUGAGCUUGAUUUUGAGCAACCAUGUAUAGGGAAGACAGAAUGUUCAUUGUGUCAUUCUAGUUAUGGGAUUCUUUGCAGAGGGUGUCUUAAGGUUAGAUAUGGAGAAGAGUUGGAAGAAGUUAAAAAAGAAGAGAAGAAAUGGAUGUGUCCACAUUGUAUUGAAGAUCAAGGGAUAAACCCAUUCUGGAUAUGUAACAGUUCAAUUUGCUUGAAGAAAAGAAAGAUGGAUCCAACAGGUUUAGCCAUAUACAAAGUUCGUGAGAUGGGAUACAAAUCGGUGGCGCAUUUCCUGAUGGAUGAACUUCAAAGGAAAAAGAAUAGGAGCUGAUCGAUCUUAGAAACUCUAGCUAGUUAUUACCAUUUUGUUAUUAUUAGAACCUUGAACCUGUUUAGUACUUUUUGCCUCAAUUUCUCUAUCUAUUUUCAAUCUAUGAUUAGCAUUUUAAAGGUUCAAGAUUGGAUUGGAAAGUAUUAACAAAUGUUCCUACGUGUAAUAGUUAGGAGAAUUUUGAGUAUUAUACUUUCCAAUAUUAUAGGAAAGAAUUCCCAAAUCACAAUUGUAACUAAGAUUUUCCACUG